Messenger RNA from Rhodotorula toruloides NP11, 1005 nucleotides. RefSeq lists its product as uncharacterized. The record is from RefSeq and is a predicted model, not a curated record. The transcript is spliced from 2 exons. NCBI's taxonomy places the organism in Eukaryota, Fungi, Basidiomycota, Microbotryomycetes, Sporidiobolales, Sporidiobolaceae. Bases 1 to 1005 code for a protein of 334 amino acids.
AUGCACCCCUCGCACCUCGUCCCCCUCCUCCUCGCCUCGCUCGCCCUCGUCAAGGCUGCUCCCGUUCCGCAGGACGCCGCGACCACCGCCGCUCCCGCUGCCCCCUCUCCGACCGACCCAGCCCUCGCCAGCCUCGCCAAUCCGGACACGAGUACCGCCACGGCCGUCAACUUCUCGCCGGAAGGCUUCCAGCAGUCGAUGCAGCCGCCGAGCGAGGACGCCUUCAACUCGAGCCCUUCCUCCUCCUCCCUUGCCACGACGGACUCUUCGACUUCCUCCACCACUCCGAGCGACGGCACGUCCAACCUUCCCGGCAACAGCUCCUCCUCCACCUCUACCUCCGACGACGCCGACGGCCUCUCGAACAUCCUCGGCACGCUCAACACGCUGCAAAACUCGGAGAAGAUGGGCGGCGCUGGCGGCGCGACGGAUGCCUCGUCGAUGGUUUCGCCUCAAGACGUCGACGCGGCUGCUGCUGGCGACGCCAUCGAGUCCGAGGCGACUCCUCCUGCCUCCCCGUCGCUCGCCAACCUCGCCUCCGUCGCUCCUCCCCUCGGCGCCAAGAACGCGCUCGCGCAGGAGCCGACGUACACGACCGUUGAUCCUGCCGCCUCGACCUCAGCUCCCUUCGACAUCGGCGCUCUCCUUGCGUCUGCGACCGCUCCGCCCACCGACCCACUCUCCGGCUCCGUCACCGUCGCGACGACUCUUCCGAGCCUCACUGCCGACGCUCCCGCUCCCUCGUCCUCCUCCGUCGACCCGUCUCUCUUCGCCUCAACUACCUCCGACCCCUCUUCUACCUCCUCCGCCUCUGUCGAUACUGCCGCCGCCUCGUCCACUUCCGCCGACCCUUCCCUCGUCGCGUCAACCGUCGCCGAUCCGAACCCGAGCACCAUCGUCUUCGACCAGGCGGGCUUCCUCGCCGGCGCUUCCUUCGCGCCUGAGGCGACGGCGCCUGCUGCUGGUGCAGACGCGGCGAGUCCCGCUGCCACCUCCGCCGCUUGA